AUGAAUGACGCUUUAAAACAGUUAGAACAUCAUGCUACAAGUAAAGCUGAAUAUCUAAUUUAUGAUACGAAUCAGUAUAAUGAACUACUAAACGAGUUAUGGGAUCCUGAUUGUGACCAAUAUAUAAAUAAAGACCAUGUUAAAAAAAAAAUUGUCCGUAUGUACACUCCAAAUUUAGUAAUGAUACAACAACGUUGCAAAAAACAUCCGUGGUCUCGUGAGAAAUAUUUUUAUGCUAUAGCUGCAAAAUAUAAAAUAUCAAAAAACAAAGCUAUAUUUGUCAUGGCUUCAGCAAAUAUAAUUGAUCACAACCGUAAAAAUAAAAAAUAUUUUGAAAACAAAAUAGUAGAAAGUGCAAAUUUAUUCCAAGCUGAAGUUGAUUCUGAAGAUGAUAUUAGAAAUGGAAAAAUAAAAAAAACGUUUGUUAACUUAAGUGGAUACAUUAAUGAUGAACAUGGUUCCAUUUAA
Messenger RNA from Plasmodium yoelii, 468 nucleotides. RefSeq names its product fam-a protein. The transcript has 6 exons. The coding region runs from base 1 to 468 and encodes 155 amino acids. NCBI's taxonomy places the organism in Eukaryota, Apicomplexa, Aconoidasida, Haemosporida, Plasmodiidae. The record is from RefSeq and is a predicted model, not a curated record.